AUGACUAAUGUUUUAAAUCGUAGUGCCAGGUAUGCAGCAACCAGUAGCCAUCACCAAGGAGGACCAAUGACUGUUAGUGAUACUGCACCUGUAACCAAACUUCCGACGGUUGUAAUGGAUGCAGUAAGAGAACUUGGUUAUAAAGAGAAAGACAUCAAUGACGGAGAAAUGCUUGGAUUCAUGAGAGCGCAGACAACAGUUUCCCAAGAUGGCCGCCGUCACCAUACUGCGAAUGCAUUUUUACAUCCUGCUGAAAACAGAAAGAACCUAACUAUACGUGCAAAUUCCGUUGCGUGCAAGAUCUUAUUUGACGGACUUCGUGCUGUUGGAGUAAAAUACAGGAGCCGAUUCACAGAUACUGAAGUAUAUGCAAACAAAGAAAUCAUUCUGUGUGCUGGCACUAUUGCUUCAUCACAGCUUCUAAUGUUAUCUGGGGUAGGACCAAGAAAUCAUUUAGAAAAUCUUGGAAUUUCUGUAAUAGCAGAUCUGCCUGUUGGAAAGAAUCUUCAAGAUCACUUGAUCCUUGUGCCUAUGCGAAUUUCAGGACCUGAGACAUUGCCACCGCCAGAUCCCAAAUGGCCGGAUAUUCAAUUGCAUUGCCAAAUUGGAUAUUAUCAUCGAGGUCCAAAUGAGAAUAGAUUUCUGAAUUUCUCUGAAAUGUUUGCUAAACCGUUACAACAUGAUAUCUCUUUUGAAGAGCGUGCAAAAAAGAGUGGCCUGGCACUCAUGGUGAUGAUUUGUCGCCCUAAGAGUGUAGGAGAAAUCCGAUUACGAACAACCAAUCCUUUUGAUCAUCCUAUUAUUGAUCCACAAUAUCUUUCACAUCCUUCUGAUGUCAGAACAAUGAUAGAGGGUUGCAGGUUUUCUAAGAAAAUGACUGAAACGAAGGCAUUUAAAAAGUAUGGUGCUGAAGCAGAGUAUUAUAACUUUCCGAACUGCAGUCAUCCAUUUGAUUCUGAUGGAUACUGGGAGUAUGUUGUACGACACGCAUCAACCUCAGUGUAUCACACAGUUGGUACAUGUAAGAUGGGAGCAGUAAAUGACCCUACAGCUGUAGUUGAUUCAUCAUUAAGAGGAUGUGCGUCAUUGUCUAGUGGGGUAAUUGAAAAUAUCUGUUUGGAAUAUGGAUGA
Molecule: messenger RNA, 1131 nt
Organism: Saccoglossus kowalevskii
Lineage: Eukaryota; Metazoa; Hemichordata; Enteropneusta; Harrimaniidae
Product: glucose dehydrogenase [FAD, quinone]-like
Molecular function (GO): oxidoreductase activity, acting on CH-OH group of donors; flavin adenine dinucleotide binding
Source: RefSeq, a predicted model, not a curated record